UGAAAACAAACAAAACCACUAACACUUUUUCUUGUUUCUUUAUCACUUCCCCAAUCUGCAUCGCUGUAACCUUCCAACUGACCUUUUCUUUUUUCAAAACAAAUCCCUAAGUCUUUCGUAUCGUUUAAAUACCGCAAUACUUUUUUUCCGACCUUCCAUACCAUAGCGGUUGGUUUAUCCAAGUAUCUACUCAGAUAUGAUACUGAUGCCCGUUUGCACCGCAAUAGUUAAGCGUCGCUUUACGCUAAGCUUUCCUUAAAUUUUUAAAUCGGUUUGCACCGUUGUUUAAGCUACGCUUAUUCUCAGCUUAAUUUAAGCGUUCAAUAUUCGGAGUUUACCGGUUAAGCGUAGCUUUAAAUUACGUGAAAAAAUUUAUUUGUCAUUGUGUGACGUGAAAAUUGUGAAAACAUGGAUAUUUUUGACGACGAUGAAGAUAUGUUUGGAAAUGAUGCAGAAAUAUUAGAGAUUGUUGAUUAUGGAUUUCCUAAACGGAUAUAUCUACGGCGCAAUCAUUUUGAAGAUUUGGAUAACCUUACAUUUUUUCAACGAUUUCGUUUAACAAAGAAUACUGUUUUAAACAUUUUACCACUAAUUGAAGAAAAGCUUGAAUAUCCUACAGACAUAAAUAACAGCUUAAGCCCUAUGGACCAAUUAUUAACAUGUCUACGUUUUUAUGCUACAGGUGGACAUUUGUCAACCAUAUCAGAUUUUAUGGGGACUCAUGUUUCUACAUCAUCAAGAAUUAUUAAAAAUGUUUCAAUUGCAUUAGCUAGUCUAUCUCAUGCUUACAUAAAAAUGCCAACAGAAAAUAAUAUUCAAAAAAUACAAAGAGAUUUUUAUAAUAUUGCAUUAUUUCCAAGUAUUGUAGGAUGCAUUGAUGGCACCCACAUAAAGAUACAAUCUCCAGGAGGAGAAGAUGGUGAGAUAUUCAGAAACAGGAAAGGCUAUUUCUCUAUAAAUGUCCAAGUUGUGGGAGAUUCUGACCUUAAGGUGCAAGAUAUUGUAGCACGAUGGCCAGGAUCAACACAUGACAUGACUAUUUAUUCAAAUAGUAGAAUACGUGCUAGGCUAGAAGGUGGAGAAUUUAGAAAUGGAAUUAUUCUAGGUGAUAGUGGUUAUGGUGUAGGUAAAUAUCUGCUAACACCAUUACAAAAUCCAGAAACUGCAGCAGAAAAAUUGUACAAUAAGGCCCAUAUCACAACACGAAACUCUACGCAGAUCAUUUNAAGCUAUGGAACGCACCUACUAAAUCCAUAG
This is a messenger RNA of Onthophagus taurus, 1257 nucleotides long. The record is from RefSeq and is a predicted model, not a curated record. NCBI's taxonomy places the organism in Eukaryota, Metazoa, Arthropoda, Insecta, Coleoptera, Scarabaeidae.